Ictalurus furcatus (blue catfish) is the source of this 3325-nucleotide messenger RNA. RefSeq names its product potassium inwardly rectifying channel subfamily J member 12a (gene kcnj12a). Gene Ontology annotation, biological process: potassium ion import across plasma membrane; regulation of monoatomic ion transmembrane transport. The transcript is spliced from 2 exons. NCBI's taxonomy places the organism in Eukaryota, Metazoa, Chordata, Actinopteri, Siluriformes, Ictaluridae. The record is from RefSeq and is a predicted model, not a curated record. Bases 902 to 2185 code for a protein of 427 amino acids. Gene Ontology annotation, cellular component: plasma membrane. Gene Ontology annotation, molecular function: inward rectifier potassium channel activity.
GAAUAGAGAAAUAGAAACACUCUGGAGAAAAGUAAGAGAGAGGGAAAGGUAGAGGGCAUAUCAAGAGAGUGUGAGAUCAAAAGACUGAAAAUAAAACAGACAAAAGAAAAGAUGAGAAAAAAAAGUAAAUAUGAGAGAGAGAGAGAGAGAGAGAGAGAGAGAGAGAGAGAGAGGGAGGAGUGACAUGUAGAUUGUCCACUAAUGCAUGCCAGUUUCUGUGACACGUGUGUGUGUGUGUGUAUGAGAGAGAGAGAGAGAGAGAGAGAGAGAGAAAGAGAGCAGAUCAUAUUGCAAAGAUGAAGAGAGUGGCCGAGGACGAGGGAAAUGAACUAUUCCUCCGUUCCAUCCCCUGCUUCCUGCACUCCUCAGGACCUGGAUGCUGAGGGACCAAGGAGGACUUUCUGCUCCGGACCUAAACCCCCUUUUCUGGAGGACUUUAUUUGGAGACACUGAAUUAAAGAGAAAAAAGAAAGAAAGACGUGACGCUCAGGAGUGGAGUCCAGUCUCUCUCACUCUGUGUGUGUGUGUGUGUGUGUGUGUGUGUGUGAGAGAGAGAGAGAGAGAGAGAGAGAGAAGCAGAGAUGGACGGAGUGUGUACAUCCACCGGGAGCUGCUGCAGCCCCUCUGAUCAAAUGCUCCAGUUUGGAUAACACACACACACACACACACACACACACACACACACACUGAGCGGCAGCAGGAAACGCAAGGCUUCCGGAUUUUUCCACCCCUAUUCCUGGGGCUGCUCCAAAACUGUCUGCUCCAACCCCUCCACUGACACCCCAGGACUGAACCAUUGCUACAAGAGGGUGGGGGAGUCAGUGAAGGGGGAAAAUACUUGCUAGCCUGGACUCUUAUCACAUCCAGAUUGAAGAGGAGAUAAAAAACAGACGGAUAAAAGAUGAGUGUGAGCCGUAUGAGCCGAUACAGCAUCGUGUCGUCGGAGGAAGACGCUUUGCGCCUGACCACAAUCCAUGGCAGCAGCGGCGUUAACGGCUACGGCAACGGGAACGGAAAGAUCCACAUGCGCAGGAAAUGCCGCAACCGCUUUGUGAAGAAGAACGGACAAUGCAACGUCCAGUUCACCAACAUGGAGCAGAAAUCGCAGCGCUACCUGGCUGACAUCUUCACCACCUGCGUGGACAUCCGCUGGCGCUACAUGCUGAUCGUGUUCACGCUUGUGUUUGUGCUGUCAUGGCUGGCGUUUGGUUUGGCAUUCUGGGUAAUCGCGCUGCUCCACGGCGACCUGGACAACCCGGCGGGGGACGACAGUUUCACACCGUGUGUCCUGCAUGUAAAUGGCUUCUUGGCAGCAUUUCUGUUUUCCAUUGAGACUCAGACGACCAUCGGUUAUGGUUUCCGUUGCGUGACAGAGGAGUGUCCGGUUGCGAUCUUCCUUGUAGUCUUCCAGUCCAUCGUGGGCAGUAUCAUCGAGUGCUUCAUGAUUGGUGCCAUUAUGGCGAAAAUGGCACGGCCCAAAAAGCGUACUCAGACUCUUCUGUUCUCGAAAAAUGCCAUCAUCGCCAUGAGGGAUGGGAAGCUCUGCCUCAUGUGGCGCGUCGGGAACCUUCGCAGGAGUCACAUCGUCGAGGCUCACGUCCGAGCGUUGCUAAUCAAACCGCGUGUGACUGCAGAGGGAGAGUACAUCCCACUAGACCAGCUGGAUAUUAACGUUGGGUUCGAUCAAGGGCUGGACAGGAUCUUCUUGGUCUCGCCGAUCACCAUUUUGCACGAGAUUGACGAGGACAGUCCGCUUUAUGAGAUCAGCAAGCGGGAUCUGGAGACGGCAGACUUUGAGAUCGUGGUGAUCCUCGAGGGGAUGGUGGAGGCCACAGCCAUGACGGCGCAGGCUCGGAGCUCGUACUUGGCAAGUGAGAUCCUGUGGGGCCACCGGUUUGAGCCCGUGCUUUUCGAGGAGAAGAAUGAGUACAAGGUGGACUAUUCACACUUCCACAAGACGUAUGAGGUUCCGUCUACGCCGCGUUGCAGCUCUAAAGACAUGCUCGAGAACAAGUGCGUGUCUGCUGCCGACAACGCCUCCACGUUCUGCUACGAGAACGAGCUGGCGCUGCUGAACCGUGACGAGGAAGAUGAGCAGGAAUGCACCCAGAGAGAACGGCAAGACUUUAAACAUGUGUCUCGGAGCCUCGAGCAAAGGUCGUACCGUCGCGAGUCUGAGAUUUAACCCCCUUUGACCGUUUAGUUUAACAAUGCAGAACAAUGCAAAAGUGCCAUAAUGAGAGGCUUGGAACUGUGCACAUCAGUGUGAGAGUGUGUGCAUGUGUGCGUGUGUAUGUGUGCGUGUGUAUGUGUGUAUGUGUGUGUGUGUGUGUGUGUGUAAGUCUGAGUGUGAGUGUGUGAGUGAAAUGCUAAAAGAGAGAUGAUGCACAGUUCGGGCCAGAGACUUUUUUUAAAAUCCUGCACGGAAACUUGAAUCUUUUCCUCCUUCUUGUUUUAUUUAUUUUUCAUAAAUCUAGUUUAGUUCAAAUCUGAUCUUCUGAAUUUGUAAAUAUUUUUGCGUAGAUAGGUUACGAAUUUGUGUGGAUUAUUGCUUUCGUUCUAGAGAGAGAGAGAGACAGAGAGAGAGAGACAGAGUGUGUGAAAGAGGAAGGUUUCUUUUUCUUUUCUUUUUGUCUAGCACUACUGAUUCCAAAUGCCCACAAACACACACACACACACACACACACACACACACACACACACACAUACAGUACAAGCAUGACAGAUUCCCUUUUAAAGUUGCACCACCUAAACAAACAGAAAUGUCUGAGUGUGUGUGCGACCAAGCACUAAAUUUCAUUAAAAACAUAAAUAGAAACCCAGACAGGCUCACUCACACACACACACACACACACACACACACACACACACACACACACACACACUGUUGAGUGGGAGUCUCUAUAUUUAUCUAUAGCAUGUCCUGAUUUUCCAUUCCUUGGCGUUCCCGAAACAAUGAGGGGGCGGAGCUAAUAUUAAAUUUGACCAGCCAAUGGUAAAGCUGAUUAUAUGACAUGAGCAUUAGCUAAUGUUAGCUACCCUGCUAGCAAACCCAAGCUAGAUAACAUUAUGUAAAAAGAAAGUAAAUAGACUAGGGCUGAUGUCACAUGACCAGGUUUGCAAUUGGUUAAUCAAAAUGCAACUUAAGCUCCACCCCUUUUCCCACAGACAAAGCUAUCAGUCUACCAAUCGUGGACGUACAAUAAAUUAUGGCAUAGAGUUACAAUUAAUAAUAAUAACGACUAGACAAGUGAAAAGAAAUGGCUGGCACUGUCAUAUAAUCAAGUUUGUGACUGGCUGAUCAAAUGUAAACUAAGCCCCCCCC